This is a messenger RNA of Chrysoperla carnea, 740 nucleotides long. RefSeq lists its product as uncharacterized. The transcript is spliced from 2 exons. The coding region runs from base 150 to 665 and encodes 171 amino acids. NCBI's taxonomy places the organism in Eukaryota, Metazoa, Arthropoda, Insecta, Neuroptera, Chrysopidae. The record is from RefSeq and is a predicted model, not a curated record.
GAGAUAAAAAAUACAUUUUCACUCUAAAAAGUAAAAAUUUUUUUUCCCUCCAUUUUUAACAUCUCCGUCAUCAUACAUUUCCUCCAAUUUUAUUCGUGUUAUGAAUCCGGGAUUCAAUCGCUGGUGUAUUUAUCUGGGAUAAAUCAAUAAUGCCACCGAAAAAAGACAAUAAAAUGGACGAAGAUGUCGCAAAUGUUAUCAGUGAGCUACAAAACCAAUUGGUCAAAAUGCGAGUCGAAUUGGAUCUAUUACAAUCAAGUCAAUCAACACCAAGAGUUCAAACCGAGUCUCAACAAGGUGAGUCAAUCGAUAUUCUACACUCAAUUAUUCAACAUUCACCGGAAUCGUCAAAAACUAUUCCCAAUUUCGAUCCACAAAGUACAACUGGACUUACACCAAAACAAUGGAUAGAUGUUGUAGAAAAUGUUUCAAAAAUGUUCAAAUGGAAUGACACAUUUACAAUUCUACAAGCAAGUUCUAAGCUUAAAGAAGCAGCGAAAUACUGGUUCGACACCGUCAGAACUACUAUAAAUUCUUGGAAAGAUUUUAAAAAGGAGUUCAUUGCAAGUUUUCCAACCGUAAUCGCUGAAACCGACACGGAUGAGGACAUCCGUAAUAUCAGGACGGCCGAAGCUGUAAGCGACGCUGCCACUGGCCAACAAUAACCUACAUUAUUCAAAUAAUAAGUACGCCCAUGGAUAGUUCACUAUUUCGCCACAGUGAAUCCAUACUUAAUAACC